Molecule: messenger RNA, 4609 nt
Organism: Cydia strobilella
Lineage: Eukaryota; Metazoa; Arthropoda; Insecta; Lepidoptera; Tortricidae
Gene: H
Product: protein hairless
Exons: 3
Coding region: 586-2139 (517 amino acids)
Source: RefSeq, a predicted model, not a curated record
UUAAAUAAUUCAAAAAGGUUUCUAAUUUAAAGUACAUAUCAGACACAUCAAUAAUUAGUCCGAAGCAAGUGAAAAUUGGCGAAUUAUAGACCAACGCAUCAAUAUCUAAACGUAAAUAACAACGCAUUCUGAUUUCUGAUUUGUGGUUGUAGGCAAAAAGACCGAUCAUAUUUGAACGAAUCAAAAUGGAUGCUGGGUGUGAAUGAACUAUUGAAAAACGAGCAGCUUUUGUCGAUUUGUAGCGUGAGCUCGAUGGUCGGAUUGAGAAACUGGUGUCGUGAUUUAUUUAGUAUUAAUUUAAGCAGUGUUUUACUCGCGAGUGCCGUCAAUAACGAAGUGGUCCGAGUACUGGUUUAAUUCAGUAGUCACCGUGUCGAAAAGAAAUGUGUUUAUACAAAUGUUUAGGAGAUCCUCAUAAUCAGCAGGCGAGCGUAGUAGGAUGAGGACUGUGUCGAAAGUGUUGAAUGUCGUGCCUAGCCCGCGCCUGGCGCUCUGCGAGCCGCGGAUCCCGACGUUCGGUUCGAUAUGGCGAGUGCGUUCGGACUAGAGAGUCGCUCGUGUGUCGCAUGAGCGGUCAGAAAUGAAAUGCAUAUACAGGAAGCAACGAACACAACUCUGACAACAUGUUCCAAAAUGACAGAAGAAGUAGACAGAAGACAUGGCGUAAACGGGAACAGCAGUAGCAAGACAGCGAGCGAGGAGAGUCCCGUCGCCACCUCGGCGCACUCGGGCUCGGGCGGCCGACUCAAGUUCUUCAAAGAUGGCAAAUUCAUCUUGGAGCUGGUGCGCGGAUGCGCGCGUGCGGGCGAGCGCUCGGGCUGGGUGUCGGUGCCGCGCAAGACGUUCUGGCCGCCCGCCGCGCCGCACACGCCGCCCACGCCGCCCGCGCCCGGCCCCACCGCCUCGCUCAGCGUCUCCGACGACAAUUCCUCCAUCCACUCCUCGCCCUGGCAGCGCGACCAUUGCUGGAAGCAGCCCGCCCCGCGCCGCAACCUCUCCAAAGAGCUAGCCAUGUACUAUUGCCGGCCCGCGGCGCUCACCGCGCAGGCUAUCCGCGCCGGCGCUCGAGCGAAGCGUCGUCGGCCCUACGACGCGACGCCGCUCGAGCCGCGCAACGGACUCUGUCGGAACGGCGCCGUCUCCCCCGGCCGGGACGCCGUCGACGGCGCGCCCGACUCCGCCGCCAAGCCGGCCGACGAGCGGCGAACGGAUUGCGACCGAGAGAAAUAUUACCACAUGAAACUCAAAAAACCAUAUCAGUAUCAUAAGUUAAGGGUGUAUAAAAAGACGAAGCCGGCGAUCAGGCCUAAGGUGCUCGCCCGUACGAUAGACAAGCUGCGCGAACGCGUCGCGGCGCUGCCGGCGCCCGUCAACGCAAAGCUGGCUUCGUGUCGCCAAGAGCACAUGAUGGUAUCGCCGCGCAAGCGCAUCCUACGCGAACUCGAGCGCGUCAGCUUAGAGGAUCAGGGCACGAAGAGGCGCGCCAAGACCGUGCCGGCGCUCAGCACCGCGUCGUACCCGCCGUCGCCGGGCCCCGGGCCCAGCCACGCGCCCGCGCGCGCCGCCGCGCCGCCCGACCGCUCCACCAACGGCACCGCCCGCAAGGAGCCCGUCACCAAGAACGUGAGCAGCUACAGCAUCCACUCGCUGCUGUCCAUGCCAGACGAGAGCCCCGCCCCGUCGCCGCACUCGUACCCGCCCUCCUUGAAGACGGAGUCGCCGUCGAGCGUGCACUCGCCGGACCUGAGCCCGAGCCCCGACAACUACCGGUACCGCUACUCGGCGCUGACGCUGGGCUCGCCAACGCCGGGAGCGCUGCGGGACUCCCCGACGCCGCCGGACCUGGCGCGGUACCGACACGCGCCGUACGCGCCGCCCGUGUCGCCCUACGCGGCCGGGCGGCAGUGGCCGGCGGCGCCGUACCGCCGCGAGGACUGGCGGGACCUGCAGUACGUGUACGGGUACGGCGGCGUGGCGCCGGCCGUGGGCUACCGCGCGCCGCAGGCGCCGCUGUGGAUGCACUACGGGGUGCCGGUCCCGCCCGGGCCCUGGGCGCCGCUGGCGCACCCGCUCAUCAACGACCACAUACCUAAAGAAGAACCUACGUCAGAUUUGCCACUGAACCUGUCAAAGCACUGAGAGGCGCGGGCGCUGCUCGGUUCGGUGCGCUCUGAACAUUACUAUUGUACAUGUAUUACAAACGCAAUCAAAGACUUUUAGCUUAUUUAAAGUGGCAUAUGAUUAUGCAAUAUCUUUUUAUAUUUUAUGCUAUACAUUAAAGAACAAGUUCGAACAGUAAACUUGUGGUGAAAUGUCGACAACGUUGUCCCAUCAACAUUCCAUGGUCACUAUCGAUUGGAGAGUAUUGGAAGUCCAAAAAGUACAUCCCACCUAAUCCAAUAGCCUAUAAACGCUCGGAGCGAUUAAAUUUAUAUAACGAUAUUAUGCACUUUUUGCACAUGGGCAAAAAAUAUUUUUGUAUAAUUGUUUGUCUGGAAAUCUAUUUACACAUCAUGUAUUUUACACGGAAAUAAUAUUAUAUUUUUAAUAUAGAUGUACUGUACGUAUGCAGAGUCACAUAAGUAUUUUCAUACAAAAUAUUGUACUCCGAGUUGAAUAUUUUAAUAUUGGCUAUUAUUUUAGAGUAGAAUGCUAAGAUGAUCUAAAUGAACAAAUAACACUAAAUUAUUAUUGACGAUCAGUGCCUUUUCAAAGAAACUACUAAUAAACAUUUAAGAGAAGUAAAAUAUCGCAAAAUCCUAAUAAUUUCCAAGCGCCCGGCCGCACUCGGCGCGCUGAGAGCGGGCUCCGCGGAUCUAUUUACACGACCUGAAUACCCGCUCCUUACUUAAAAUUCCAUAAUGUUUAUGUUCGAUCUCAUUAUUUAAUUUAGAAAAUAAAAUGAGGUAAAGACUACAGUUUUGGGAUCAAAUUUGGAUGUGUGUUUAUCUAACAUGUAUAUUAAAAAUAAGCGACAUUGUAUAUAAUUUGUGAAUGGUGUAUUAUUGAUGGAAGUCUGGGCGUAGAUUUUAUCAGAGCAUUAACCGCUUAUGAUUUAUCCGUAAGAUUUAUUACCUUCAAAUAAUUAUUGUAUUUGUACAGUAUUUCUUUAAUGAGUAUUUUAUAAUUAUUACGAGGACGGUUGGUGGUGUGUGCUCGGUGUAUGUGAGUGCUCUCAGUUGGUCGCGGACGGCGCGGCUCGCUGUUCUCUGCGUGGCUCAUGUUCACACACUCAUGCUCACAGCCAGAGGCAUACUUCCUGCUGUAUAAUCAUUAAUCACGCUACUAUAUAAGUGUAGUAUGAACAUUUUGUUUGCAUUGGUGGGUGGGUGUUUGGUGACUGAUGGUUCACCGUAAGCUGUGAGCGAUCGUGAGUGAUACACUAUUAAUACCAGCCUAGUGUGAACAUGUCCUCAUUCGCGCACAGAAUGGGUCUGCUAGCGGCCGUCGGCACGCUUUGAGAUUAAAACGUAGAAGUAGUAUUUUACUGCAAUUUAGUUGAAAUAUGGGGUUAUGUAUGUAUUUAUAAGGACAGUUAAAGGACGGCAACGGACUGACUUCUGAUGUAAUAAUAUUCAUUAAUGGAAUUGUAUAAAUUAGUUGUGUAAUCGGAGGCCUACUGUAACAAUCGUAUUGUCGCCCAACAAAGUUGAUUUAGUGUAAAAGUAGCUGUAAUAGAUCCUGCUCAAUUAAUUCUGAGUACAGUUAGGAAACUACUUCAAGUCAAUGUCCUGUGUGAGAGUGAACUGUGUCGUUUUCCAAUAUUAUACGUUUUUUCUUAGGUUUAUGCAUUCCAUUGAACAGUAAUUUAUUAUUUAAUGAACAAUUAGCCAUCAACCUAUUUUAUAACAUAAUUACAUUAAUUACAUAGUCUACACUUUAAAGUUGCGUCCAAAUUUUUAUUCUUAUUUAUUAUUGCUAAUUCUCAUCCUUUGUGGUUUGUGUAAACCUGACCUAUACUUCAAACUUAAUGAAUGAGUAAUCAUACUUUAUAAUUAUUUAAUUACAAUUUUGAAGUCUGAUUUUUCAGUAGAUAAAAGUAGUGUAACUUUACAGUAAUAGUAAGUAUAACUAAGAGUCUGAUUAUUUAUAUUGAAAAAUAUAUAUAAUCUCUCUUAGUUCCAGAUGUGUCGAUUAGUGGAGGGGCGGUCAUUUUAAAAUUAGUUCUUAUUCUACCCACUUCGGAAGUACGGUGGUUAGGGUUAUGCUAUAUAUCCUUCUCUUCUGAACUUUACGAAACCUAACUUUUUAUAUUUUAUUACUAUUAUUUCGAAACUGUUGUUCGAGCUAAGCUAAGCAAUUAGAUCAGGGUCAGCCCAAGAAAGCGGAAAGUACACCAGAGUGCCAUUUAAUAUUCUUCUUUUAUAUGUGAAAGUAUACAGGUUCCUCUUAUACAUGACAUUGUAAAACUGCCGUAUAAAACAUAAUAAAAUAUUUUUCUAUGUAAACGAUUCUUCGAAGCAUGUGAUAGCGCUUUUCGGAUAUAAAGAAAGCGAGUAUGUCGGUGUCUUAAAACCACAUUAAAUCAUAUUUAUAAUGCGGAAAAUAGUUAUUAUCCAUUUAUAUUAAGAUGUAGUUAUGUACUCGAAUAAAUAUAACUUUUACAAAA